AUGGCCGCAGUAGAAAUUCCACAGCCCCACAAGAGAACAAAUUGCCCCGAUAUGACGAUCACGAAUUGGAGCUCGAGAUACAGCGGAACCACGCAUGUCGGAACCGAAAUUGAGAAGAAACUGGAGCCCAAAACGACGCCGUCCAAGAGGGCUAUGGAGGAUACGAUGUUCGUGGCCUUGGGAAGGGAUGCGAAUGAGAGUGAGUCAGUUUUGAUGUGGGCUUUGCAUAAUUUCAGUGGGAUGAGGAUUUGUGUGCUCCAUGUUCAUCAACCAGCUCAGAAGAUCGCCACGAUGGGUGGUGAAGUUUCGAUUAGUCCAAUCGAAGAACGCUUAAUCAAAGCACGCCAUGAAAUAGAAAAGCAAGAUAUGCAGAAGACGCUUGACAAGUAUAUUUGGAUUUGUGAACAGGCUGGGGUGCGAGCAGAUAAACUAUGCGUGGAAAUGGACUCCAUUGGGAAGGGUAUAGUGCACCUCAUUGCCAAGCAUGGUAUCAAGUGUCUUGUCAUGGGUGCAGCUAUUAAUAAAAAUUAUUCACGAAAGAUGAAGGAGCCCAUGUCUAAGAAGGCAAUCCACGUGCUAAAAGAAGCACCUGAUUUCUGCAAAAUUUGGUUUAUAUGCAAAGGAAACCUUAUACAUACAAGGGAAUGUAAAAGUGAGACCGACUCUCAGUCAUUUCUAGCAAAUCCAACUACUGAAGCUAUAGAGUCCUUGAGAUCACUCUCGGUUGGAGAAGGGAUGAGGGGUCCAAGAAAAUUGCAGAACUCUGCAAUAAAGUACAAUGGGGCCAAGUCUGACAUUCAUGGGAUGCAGCCUUUACCACCAAAUUCGGAAUGGAGCUCCGAAUGUGAGACUCUAUCAAGGAAAAGUCCUUCAGUAGACUUGCGCAUUUCCACGUGCUCGUCGAGUGAAAUUGAAGAGGAACAGAAUGCGAAUGAAUUGUACGACAGACUAGAGCAAUUUUUGGCAGAAGCCGAAAGUUCACCUAAAGAAGUUUAUGAUGGAUCCAUCAAGCAUAAGAAAGCUGAGAAAGAUGUCAUUGAUGCCUUUCGCAAAGCCAAAGCAUCGGAAUCAAUGUAUGCAGAGGAGCUAAAAUGCAGAAAGCAGCUUGAAGAAGCUCUUGACAGAGGUAAAAAAGAUGUUGAGAAGAUGAAAAUGCAACUAGGUGAGGUCAUGGAAGAGCUCAGAAUUGCGCAAGAACACCAAUCCUCCUUGGAAUCCCAAAUUGCCAAUUCAGAUAAAUCAGUUGAGGAUUUGAAACAAAAGAUGUUUUCUGCCGUGGAACUUUUGAAAAAGUUCAAAAUGGAAAGAGAUGAAUUGCAGGUCCGGCGUGAUUAUGCACUCAGGGUAGUCGAGGAGCUGAGAGAUAAACAAGCUGAGGAGGCAUCAAGUUCGUCUAUAUCUCAGUUUUUCUCGAUUUUCUCUUUUUCUGAAAUUGAAGAGGCCACACGGAACUUUAGCGAAGGCCUGAAGAUUGGUGAAGGGGUUUACGGAAGUAUCUAUAGAGGGAACGUUCGGUGUACUCAAGUGGCUGUGAAAGUGCUAUAUCCAAAUUGCUCGAAAGGACCUAUUGAAUUUCGACAGGAGGUCAACAUACUGAGUAAGCUGAGGCAUCCGAACAUAAUCACCCUCAUAGGAGCCUGCCCCGAGGCAUGGGCCCUCGUUUACGAGUACCUCCCAAACGGUAGCCUUGAGGACCGCCUCAAUUGCAAAAACAACACAUCCCCACUCCCCUGGAAAGCCCGUCUCCGUAUAGCCUCCGACUUGUGCUCGGCCCUCGUCUUUCUCCAUUCCCGCCGCCCUCAACCCAUUGUUCAUGGCGACUUGAAACCCUCCAACAUACUUCUCGACACUAACUUUGUGGCCAAGUUAAGCAAUUUCCGCAUAUGCGGCGAGCUCCAAGAAAACGAGCUCCUUGGAAAUAACACGAAAGGGACGUUGGUUUACAUGGACCCGGAGUUUCUUGCAUCGGGUGAGCUUAGUGUGAAGUCAGACGUGUAUUCGUUCGGGAUAGUGUUGCUAAGGCUUUUGACAGGGCGGCCCGCAUCGGAGAUCGCGAGGGAAGUGCAGUACUCGCUGGAUAAGGGGAGCAUGAAGUUUUUGCUGGACCCCACGGCUGGGGACUGGCCGUUUGUGCAGGCAGAGCAGCUAGCGCACUUGGGCGUGAGCUGCACUGACGUGGACCCUAGUAGACGCCCGGAUCUUGUUUCGGAGGUGUGGAGAGUGCUCGAGAAUAUGAAGGCAUCAUGUUCAGGGUUUUGUUAUGGGGAGAAGGGCCAGAUACCGGCGUAUUUUGUGUGUCCCAUCUUUCAGGAAAUCAUGCAAGACCCAGUGGCUGCAGCAGACGGGUUUACUUACGAGUCGGAGGCUCUCAAGGGAUGGCUCGAGAGUCACGAUACGUCACCUAUGACCAACGAUAAGCUCACAAACCGUGACUUUUUGCCCAAUCAUGCUUUGCGUUCCGCAAUACAGGAGUGGCUCGCAAAAUCUUGA
Striga hermonthica is the source of this 2490-nucleotide messenger RNA. NCBI's taxonomy places the organism in Eukaryota, Viridiplantae, Streptophyta, Magnoliopsida, Lamiales, Orobanchaceae. The record is from the annotation of a GenBank genome assembly.